CGGCCAGCGCCGAGGGAGAAAGUGCCACGACUCCACACUCGCCGUCCGCGGAGCGUACUGAGCGUCGUCCCGAGCGUCGUCCAGCACACCGUCCCCUCCCGGUGGCCCGGACCCGGCGGCGGUGGCCUAGCGCCCAGUCGAGGUAAAAGAAAACCAAGCCAAGAUGGAUAUAUAUGACCCUCAGACACUGGGAGCUGUGGUCUUCGGUGGAUUCAUGGUCAUUUCAGCCAUCGGAAUCUUCUUGGUGUCCACUUUCUCCAUGAAGGAGAUGUCAUAUGAGGAAGCGUUGGCCAGUCAGCGCAAGGAAAUGGAGAAGACCCACCCUUACAAAGUAGACAAGAAGAAGAAAGAGAAGCCUGUUGAGAAGAAGGGAAAAGCCAAGAAAAAGGAAGAGAAGCCAAAUGGGAAAAUACCUGAACAGGAACCUCUCCCUGUCAUUAACAAUUUCCCAAAGGAUCUAGAGCCCGAGCCACCCGUAGCAGUGGAGCCUGUCCCUGUUGAUCAUUUUAUGGGGGCAGCAGCAGCACCCCCUGGGCCUGUUGCCACCCAAGAGCAGCUUGCCUCGUCACCCAAGGACAAACGAAAAAAGGAGAAGAAGGUAGCCAAGGUGGAGCCAGCUCCAUGUCCUGCGCUGGGUUCAAUCCACGUUCUCUCCUCCAAGGCCUCCCUCCUGGAGGUGGCUCCCAAAGAAGUGCCCGUAGUUGCUGUCCCCCCCGUGGGGACCCGGAUGAGCACCCUGACAAUUGGCUCGGCCUCAAACAAGCAGGUGGAGGUGGCCAUCAACCAUGCUGACCUGAAGCAGGAGGUGCCAGCCAAGAAGAAAUCUGUUUCCAAGAAGAAGAGUGAACCAGCAUUUGUGGAUGGAGAAGGACCUCUCUAUCUCCCCUUCAAGGCCCUGGUGUCCAGCAUUGGCAGUACGGCUUUCAAUGACGGGGAGGCCCAACAGCUCCUUGAAAUCUUGUCGGAGAAAGCGGGCAUCGUUCAAGACACCUGGCAUACGGCUUCACAGAAAGGUGAUCCUGUGAUGAUUCUGAAACGCCAGCUGGAAGAGAAGGAGAAGCUGCUCGCCACUGAACAGGAAGAUGCUGCAGUGGUCAAAAAUAGGCUGAGGGAGCUGAACAAGGAGCUCGCAGCUGAAAAGUCAAAAGCAGCGGCUGGAGAGGCCAAGUUGAAAAAGCAGCUCUUGGCCCACGAGCAAGAGUUCACCGCGGUGCAAGCCCGCAUGCAGGCCAGCUACCAGGGCCACAUGAAAGAAGUCCAGCAGCUGCAAGGAAAGAUCCGCAGCCUUCAAGAACAGCUGGAAAAUGGACCCAAUACUCAGCUGGCUCGUUUACAGCAAGAGAACUCCAUUCUAAGGGAUGCUUUGAACCAAGCAACUAGCCAGAUGGAGAGCAAACAGAACGCUGAGUUGGCAAAGCUGCGGCAAGAGUGCGGUAAGCUCAUGAAGGAACUGACUGACAAAACCCAAGCCAUGCAACAGGAAGAGCAGCUGAAAAAGAAUCUGGAGAUAAAAGCUGUAGCCUAUGAGAAGCAAAUCAACCAGCUCCAGGUUUCUCAAAAGGAAACUGAGGGUACCCUGCAGAAGAGGCUGGAGGAAGUGAGCAUGGAGCUGCGCAAAUCCCAAACCAGCUGCAGAAAUCUGCUGGCAGAGGCAGAGAAAGCCAGAGGAGAGCAGAAGAACAUUGCUGAGUUACACAGUAAAUUGCAGUCCUCAGAAAAAGAGGUGAAAAGCAAGUCUGAAGAGCUAAGCCAUCUCAAAGGAAAGCUCUCUGAAGCCAGUUCUGAAAACGCACAGCUUACAGAAAGAAUUAAAUCCAUUGAGGCCCUCCUGGAAGCUGGCCAGGCUAAAGCAGCCAAAGAUGAGCAGGCCUCUUUCCAAGCAGAGCUGAACCAGCUGCAAGCAAGGCUGCAGGAGAGAGAGGCCCAGUUGUCUACCUUGGAAAAGGAAGCCACGAAGCUAAAGGAGGCCAUUGAACAGGAAAAGACAAAAAACAAUGACCUCCGGAAGAAAAACUGGACAGCCAUGGAAGCUGUAUCUUCAACUGAAAAAGCUUGCGAGGAGAAGCUGAGUUCUUCAACCAAAGCCAAGGAAGAAACAGAGAAACAACUCCGCUUCAUGCAGACACAAACGAAAGAGCUGCUGCAGUCUCUCUUUCCCCAGGUCACUGUAGCGGCACAACAGGGUUACGGUGGAUGGCUGCAAGAGUUCAAGGAAAAGAGCUGUGAAAUUCUGAAGCAGCAGGCAGCUGAAUCAGAGUCUUUGGACUUAGCCCCCAAGUUAAGAGAAGCAGAGGAAGCUCAAAGCACUUUACAAUCAGAAUGUGACCAGUACAGAACCAUCCUCGCAGAAACGGAAGGCAUGUUGAAAGAUCUGCAGAAGAGUGUUGAGGAAGAAGAGCGUAUAUGGAAAACAAAAUUAUCCGUUUCUGAAGAAGAACUGCAAAAGUCCUACACCAAAGUGAAACGUCUUGAAGAAACUGUGGAUAAAUUAAAAGGAGACCUCCAGAAUGCAGAUCAGGUAAAAGAAUAUACAUCCCUUCUGGAGGCCCAGUUGGAAAGUCAUUUGGCAACAGCCAGUGCAGAAUGUCAGAACUACACAAAAGAGAUGGCAUUAUUGAAACAACUUUUAGUAGAGUCCCAAGAGGAGCUGAGUGCAACAAAAACAGAAGCACAGAAACAGAGCAAGGAACUUGCAUUGGUCAGGCAGCAGUUGAGUGAAAUGAAGAACCAUGUACAGGAUGGUGAAGUGGUUGGGUCUCAGGCUGACCCAACUGAGCAGGAACCUCUCGAGCUGAAGACACAGUUGGAAAAGAGCAAAGCUCUGUUGGAAAACGAGCAAAGCCAGCGGCAGAAGCUAACUGCUGAGUUUGAGGAGGCACAAAAUUCAGCAAGUAGUUUACAAGCAGAAUUGGAGACUCUUCGAUCCUCUCGUGAUUUGGAGUCCUCAGAAACAGAGGAGGCUGUGCAGCUGAAGGAAAGACUUGAAAAGGAAAAGAAGUUAACAAAGGACUUGGGUCGAGCGGCUACCAAACUCCAGGAGCUUUUGAAGGCGACUCAGGAGCAACUAACCAAGGAGAAAGAAGCAGUAAAAAAGUUGCAGGAGCAGCUGGAGGGAACGAAGGACGGAGGCAGCGGAAAGGAGGGGACUUCUGUCUGAGCCCGGCGGGGGAAUGAGAAGUUACUGUUCAACUGACCAAAAUGCCUUACACAUUCCUAAAAAAAAAGUACGCUCAACUUCCUAUAGAGAGAGAAGCCAUUAGCCAACCAAAACCUCUUAGAUUUACAAAAUAUAUACUGCAGGUGCAAAAUUUGUAAAGGAAUCUUUGUAAUGUUUGUAAAACGGUUCCCUGGGGUAAGACUGACUGUGUCAGUGAGCAGACCCCACGGCCUUAAUUAACGUGUCUGUCCGAACUGAGUCCGUGAAUGUGUGAAAAGGGAAAAAGACUCUGAACAUCAAUCAGUGCAAUUGUUUUUUCUGUUUUCUUUUUUGUUUGUUUUUGGGGUUUUUUUUUCUCUCAAAUGGAGGGUAAACCAUGCACCGGGAAGGGGCGGGGGGGGGAGUCAGUCGAUGCCUGGUGAUGGCGGGGUUUUGUUUGCCGGCAAGAGAUCAGUGUGAACUUCCGGGUGUCGAUGCUAUUAAAAUCCCACAUUGUAGCCAA
Ornithorhynchus anatinus (platypus) is the source of this 3659-nucleotide messenger RNA. RefSeq names its product ribosome binding protein 1 (gene RRBP1). The coding region runs from base 164 to 3157 and encodes 997 amino acids. Lineage: Eukaryota; Metazoa; Chordata; Mammalia; Monotremata; Ornithorhynchidae. Gene Ontology annotation, cellular component: endoplasmic reticulum membrane. The record is from RefSeq and is a predicted model, not a curated record. The transcript has 25 exons. Gene Ontology annotation, biological process: protein transport.